This is a messenger RNA of Cetraspora pellucida, 522 nucleotides long. The record is from the annotation of a GenBank genome assembly. NCBI's taxonomy places the organism in Eukaryota, Fungi, Glomeromycota, Glomeromycetes, Diversisporales, Gigasporaceae.
AUGGCUCAUUUUCUUUUUAAUAGUGUUUUUACCGAAACUCAUCCAGAAUUAGAUUCGUUAAAUACUAGUAUUUUAGCUAUACAAAAUAUCUAUCAGUCUACAUAUUCAGGAGAUAUUGAAGAAGAUAAAAUUAAUUUAAUAGAAGAAGAGCAAGAAAUUGAUAUUUUAGCAGAUGAACAGUUAAAAAAUAUUGAAAGUAAUAUUUUUUCUAAAACUCAAAUUAUCAAUUUUUAUAAAAAAUAUAAUCAAAAAGUAGAAACUAAAUUAAUUGAUAAUGAUUCUAAAAAUAACAAAAUACUAACACAACAAGAUAUUGAAGCAUUUUGUCUUAAGUUUGAUACUUUUAAUUGCUGUUUAACUUGGAAUUGUACUAAAAAAAUUAAUCGUGAAGUAACUAUAAAAAAAUGGAAAAAUGUUCAACUUUUAUCAAAAGCUGAAAAAAAUAUGCUAUUAUUAGCUACACUUAAUGCUUUAACUAGAAAAGAAAAUACUACAGAAUAUGAAAAAGAUAAAAAAUAUUAA